AGAUCUUAGCUGUUUGCAGAACAUCCCGCUUGGCUGUGGUCAAUUCAGACGGUGACGAUCCCUGCGGCUCAGCCAGCAAGAAACCCGGGUGUGACGCGGAGGACCCGAAGGAGGCCGGCAGACACAGUGGCCAGGAAGGCAGGUCCGACAUCUUGAAGUUAAAAGCCCAGCAUGCGGAGCUGCAGGAAGCGCAGGUGGAUCAGGCAGCGGGGUGCUCCCCUGUGGGGCAGAAGGCCAGCCUCCACCACACGGGUUCCCCCGUGAGAGGGCAGCGCAGCAAAGGGGCAGCCUCAUGUUCUCAUGCAGCUGCCUCCGAUUAUGAGCUCUCCCUUGACUUAAAGAAUAAACAGGUCGAAAUGCUAGAGCACAAAUAUGGGGGCCACCUGGUCUCUCGGAGGGCGGCCUGCACCAUCCAGACGGCCUUCCGCCAGUACCAACUCAGCAAAAACUUUGAGAAGAUACGGAACUCGCUCCUGGAGAGCCGUAUGCCUCGGCGAAUUUCACUGAGGAAAGUCCGAGUCCAGAACUCUGAAAGUUUUUCUGCUGAGAAAGCCCUGGUCGAAGGAUACAAUUUUGUUGGCCUUCCUUUGGUGAGAUCCCCAUCUUUGCCGGCCACAAUCAGUGGGGCGCUGACUGAACUGGAGGACUCUUUCACCGAGCAAGUCCAGUCUUUGGCCAAAUCUAUCGACGAUGCCCUCAGCACAUGGAGCCUGAAGACGAUGUGUUCCCUUCAAGACGGCGGCUCCUACCAGAUAAGAGAAACAUUUAGUACUAGCGCAAUGCAGCCAAACCAAGACUUGGAAGCUGAGCUGAAAGACCAACAGAAGGAGGAAGGGUUGCUGCCAGAUACACUGCCCAAGAGCAGUAGCACCCUUAUGAUGGCUUUCCGCGACGUCACUGUCCAGAUCGAUAACAAGAACAUCUCCGUCUCCUCGUCUACCUCGGUGUCUAUGGCAAACUGCCUCACUAACAACACCCAAGCCGGGAUUUCUCAGUCUGCCAAAAUCGAAGAAAUCCCAGAGGAAGGAGGGGACAAGGGCAAAGAGCCUCCAGCUGCCCCAGAAAGGCCGCCCGAAUCUGCAGUCCUCCAGAACAGCCACACGGUAGCCGAGGUGAAUGUCAACACCAACGGCUUGGGGGGAGUGGAAACGGAGACGGAGCAAAUGGUGAUGCAGAAGCUCCAGUUUGACUCGAACAACGAGACAGUGCCGAGCAAGGGCUCGGAGGCCGAAAACAUAGACAAUUCCGAGCAGCUCAGCAGCAGCAGCACCUCCACCUCAGCCAAGUCCGCCUCCGAGUUGUCCUCGAAGGAAGCCCUGCAGGCCAUGAUCCUGAGCCUUCCACGGUACCACUGUGAGAACCCAGCCAGCUGCAAAUCUCCUACUCUUUCCACAGAUACCAUGAGGAAACGGCUGUACCGCAUUGGGCUAAACCUCUUUAACAUAAAUCCAGACAAGGGGAUCCAGUUCCUUAUCUCUCGGGGCUUCAUCCCAGACACACCUAUCGGAGUGGCACAUUUCCUUCUCCAGCGCAAGGGACUCAGCCGCCAGAUGAUUGGGGAGUUCCUGGGGAAUAGCAAAAAACAAUUCAAUCGAGACGUCCUAGACUGCGUGGUGGAUGAGAUGGACUUCUCUGGCAUGGAGCUUGACGAAGCUUUGCGGAAAUUUCAGGCGCACAUACGAGUGCAGGGAGAGGCCCAAAAGGUGGAACGGCUAAUCGAGGCUUUCAGUCAACGGUACUGCAUGUGUAACCCAGAUGUGGUCCAGCAGUUCCAUAACCCAGACACCAUUUUCAUCCUGGCCUUCGCCAUCAUCCUUCUCAACACAGAUAUGUACAGCCCUAACAUCAAACCUGACAGGAAGAUGAUGCUGGAGGAUUUUAUUCGGAACCUGAGAGGAGUAGAUGAUGGAGCUGAUAUACCCCGGGACCUAGUGGUCGGUAUUUAUGAAAGGAUCCAGCAGAGAGAGCUCAAAUCCAAUGAGGACCACGUGACCUAUGUUACCAAAGUGGAAAAAUCCAUUGUUGGGAUGAAAACGGUCCUGUCGGUGCCACACCGCCGGUUGGUUUGUUGCAGCCGCCUUUAUGAAGUGACGGACGUGAACAAAGUGCAGAAGCAAGCGGCGCACCAGAGGGAGGUUUUCCUCUUUAAUGACUUGCUAGUGAUUCUCAAGCUUUGCCCCAAGAAGAAAAGCUCUUCCACCUACACAUUUUGCAAAUCGGUUGGCUUGUUAGGAAUGCAGUUCCACCUCUUCGAGAAUGAAUAUUACCCGCAUGGCAUCACUUUGGUGACUCCAGUUUCAGGCUCUGAUAAGAAACAGGUACUCCAUUUCUGUGCUCUGGGUGCAGAGGAAAUGCAGAAAUUUGUGGAAGACCUGAAGGAGUCAAUAGCAGAGGUGAUGGAGCUAGAACAGAUCCGCAUUGAAUGUAAGGCUCCCGGCGCGGCCCAGACUCCAUGCAGUCAUUCUGUCUGGGAGUUGGAGAAACAGCACGGGGCAAGGAACCUUUCCUUAAGGAGCAAUGGAGCUCAGAUGGAAACACAAUCCAAGCAAGGAUCUCCAACAGGCAAAAAAGAUUUGGGGGAGAAGAUCCCGGACAGCACAGUGGAGGUGUCAAUUCACAACAGGCUUCAAACGUACCAGCACAACUCCGUCCCGGGGCUCGAGAGUGGAAUGCAGCCCAGCACGCAUCCUAAUUUGCCACGAGAGAGGCUGGAGACAGCAUUGGUGCCCUCUUACCCUGCCUCGGCAGGGACGCUUGUACAGUGCCAGCAGAUUGUCAAAGUCAUAGUCUUGGACAAGCCGUGCCUCGCUCGUAUGGAGCCGGCCCUCAACCAGACUCUGACACGUUACGUCUCCUCCGAUUCCUGCAGCUCCACCCCCUUGCGUGGUCUAGGCAGCGGGCUCCAAGGGACCCCCAUGAAAAUCAUCCAUCAGCCCCCACUUCCGCCGCCACCGCCACCCUACAACCACCCGCAUCAAACCUGCCCCCCGAGCUCCUUGCUUGAGAGGCGCAGGUACUCCAACGGCUCACGCAGUCUAGUGUAGCAGCGCCACCAGCACUAGCCAAAAAAAAAACAGCACAGACUUACCCUGGGACCCUUUUCUGUCUUCAAAGAAAAUCUAGUUUGUGAUUUAUUUUUUAGUAAAAAAAAAAAAAAAGUAAGAGAA
Molecule: messenger RNA, 3167 nt
Organism: Euleptes europaea (tarantolino)
Lineage: Eukaryota; Metazoa; Chordata; Lepidosauria; Squamata; Sphaerodactylidae
Gene: IQSEC3
Product: IQ motif and Sec7 domain ArfGEF 3
Exons: 13
Coding region: 357-3044 (895 amino acids)
Biological process (GO): actin cytoskeleton organization; regulation of ARF protein signal transduction
Molecular function (GO): guanyl-nucleotide exchange factor activity; protein binding
Source: RefSeq, a predicted model, not a curated record